AUAUACGAUUCAUAAACUCCAUCCUAUAUCCCACAACCUACCAUCCCAUACAACUCCCAAAAUGCGAUCCAAGUUUAAGGACGAGCACCCGUUCGAGAAGCGCAAGGCCGAGGCCGAGCGCAUUCGCCAGAAGUACAACGAUCGCAUUCCUGUGAUCUGCGAGAAGGUCGAGAAGUCUGACAUCGCGACCAUCGACAAGAAGAAGUACCUCGUCCCGGCCGACCUCACCGUCGGCCAGUUCGUGUACGUCAUCCGCAAGAGGAUUAAGCUCUCCCCCGAGAAGGCUAUCUUCAUCUUCGUGGAUGAAGUCCUUCCCCCAACAGCCGCUCUCAUGAGCUCGAUAUACGAGGAGCACAAGGAUGAGGACGGUUUCCUAUACAUCACCUACUCCGGCGAGAAUACCUUUGGCGAGGAAGCAUAAGCGCCUUUAUCUACAACCGCGGCCUCUCUGUUAUAUUAAGUUACCGUCACCGAGGGCGUGGUGAUUUGGGAUGGGCGUUCUGGCUUGCUUGGGCUUUGACAGUUUCUCAUGAUGUAUGGAUUUGACACGCACAGCACACUCCAGGGAACGCGACACAACGCAGACUAUUUGAUCUUCGAUACGAUUUCAGGAAGUCCACCGAAUGAAUGGCUUGGACACUCCGACGAAGGCUCUGAAGAGCUCUGCGGCGGGAGGAGUGGCUGUGCCUGCAUGACUGAGUGAGGUGGAUUGGGUUGAUAUUAUGGAUCGCACACUGAUUGAAUGUUGCAUUCCCGUCAUUUCCUGCAUACUCAACCUCACAAUAAAUGAAUCGGCUUCUUCUGACAUGAACUACGUCCUUGUACUUGCAUUGC
Molecule: messenger RNA, 834 nt
Organism: Aaosphaeria arxii CBS 175.79
Lineage: Eukaryota; Fungi; Ascomycota; Dothideomycetes; Pleosporales
Product: light chain 3
Exons: 3
Coding region: 62-421 (119 amino acids)
Biological process (GO): macroautophagy; cellular response to nitrogen starvation
Cellular component (GO): autophagosome; cytosol; fungal-type vacuole membrane
Molecular function (GO): phosphatidylethanolamine binding
Source: RefSeq, a predicted model, not a curated record